AUGACUAGCCUGGCCUCUUUCGAGCUUCCCAAGUGGAUCGACCUGAACAAGAACAAUGCGUCUCUGGUAUUGGCUGGAAGCGCCACCCCAGCCUUGUCAAUCCAGGAUUUGAUUGAUCUCUCCUCUGACAGGCAAACAACUUCAUCCAAUCUGUCAUUCGGUUCUUUAAAACUGUCUCUUGGAUCGCCCCGCGGUGGUGAACCACUUCGGAAGCAGAUCGCUGAACUAUAUAACGAGCUUAUUACGGCAGACCACAUUUUCCCAGCCCAUGGAACAAGCGGUGCUAAUUCCCUGGUAUUCCAGAGCUUGCUGAGUCCCGGAGACCAUGUUAUCGCCAUGUACCCUUCGUAUACUCAGCUUAUAUCGCUCCCAAAAUCCUCGGGUGUGGACGUCUCAUACUGGACGCUUGAUCUUCAAAACCGAGCACAAGCGAACAUCCAGCAGCUGAAAGAUUUGAUCAGACCGACCACCAAAAUGAUUGUCCUCAACAAUCCCAACAACCCCCUUGGAACUAUCCUGGCCCGCGAAAUGCAGACUGAAAUCGUGGCGCUCGCUCGUUCGCACGGUUUAACCAUCCUCGUGGACGAGAUUUUCCGGCCCCUUUUCCACGACGGAACCGAAGCACCACCGUCGUUCGUCGAGCUGUCUAGUGACUAUGAAAAUAUCAUUGUAACCAGCUCUAUGAGCAAAGCUUGGGGUCUGUCUGGUACUCGUAUUGGAUGGCUAGCUACGCGGAAUGCCGCAGUUCUGACCAAGUGCUUUGACCGAGGACUCUACACCACCAUGGCGCUCAGUAGCAUCGAUGAGGGCAUUGCGGCAGAGGCUUUGAGUGAACGUUGCCGCCCCCAGAUACUGGCUAAGCAUUCAGAGCUGGUGCGGAAGAAUCUCGUUUUGCUGGACAACUUUAUCAGCCAGCAUCAGGACGUGUGCUCGUGGACUAGGCCGAAUGCGGGUGGGACAGCCUUCGUGCAUUUUGCCUCUGGUGGUGUGCCAGUCGACGAUGUGGACUUCUGUCGAAAGUUGAAGGAGAAGGCGGGCGUUUUGCUCGCUCCGGGGAGCCUUUGCUUUGCACUGGGUGGUGACCGUGACUUCCGCGGGUUCGUCCGGCUGCAUCUCACUGUGCAGCCCGAAAUUAUGGAGUCGGCCUUGGUAGCCAUAGACAACUUUUUAGGUGAUUACCUGAAAGGUCAGUUCAGUUGA
This is a messenger RNA of Penicillium canariense, 1200 nucleotides long. RefSeq lists its product as uncharacterized. NCBI's taxonomy places the organism in Eukaryota, Fungi, Ascomycota, Eurotiomycetes, Eurotiales, Aspergillaceae. The transcript has 2 exons. Gene Ontology annotation, biological process: biosynthetic process. Gene Ontology annotation, molecular function: catalytic activity; pyridoxal phosphate binding. The coding region runs from base 1 to 1200 and encodes 399 amino acids. The record is from RefSeq and is a predicted model, not a curated record.